Paramormyrops kingsleyae is the source of this 2037-nucleotide messenger RNA. It is a transcript of the gene ppa2, whose product is annotated as inorganic pyrophosphatase 2. Gene Ontology annotation, molecular function: magnesium ion binding; inorganic diphosphate phosphatase activity. Gene Ontology annotation, biological process: phosphate-containing compound metabolic process. The record is from RefSeq and is a predicted model, not a curated record. Lineage: Eukaryota; Metazoa; Chordata; Actinopteri; Osteoglossiformes; Mormyridae. Gene Ontology annotation, cellular component: cytoplasm.
AAACGACAUUUAACUGCAGUCGAUACAUUCACCAUUUCGCAUUACUCCUUUUCCUCAACGGCAACCGCGGAUACGUCUCAACUUAUAAAUACCCUGCUGAACAGUUAUUUUUUUCGCUAUUUAGGUGCUUAGGGUGGCUAACUUAAUCACUUUGUUCACCAUGACCUCGAAACGGCGUUUUUGUAGAGAGGUUCGCGAGUCAUACCGAUAAUUAUUCGGUUAUAUAAAAAUGCAGGUCGAGGUUACGACCAAGCACGUGAGCGGCGCCAGAAAUGCGUAUUUUGCGACGAGCGAGCUGCUCAGGCGCCGUGGCGCGCUGCGUUUAACGUCACGAGCGGCUGCUCGCGGUCUCCACGUGACCUGACAAAGUCACCCUGUGACCGUACGUGCUGGACCUGAUCGGUAUUGGUACACAUAUGCGUUAUAGACAUUGUGUUGCGCUACUGGUUUUACACCAGUGAUGUGGAAACGUCGGAUGGGAAAUACAUCUCGCCCUUCCAUGACAUUCCGCUGUUUGCUGCAGCUGAGCAAGAAAAUGACAUUCCUUCAUCGAAGAAAGUGAAGAUGAGCGAGAAUGAGGUGCUGUUUAAUAUGGUUGUGGAGGUGCCACGCUGGUCGAACGCGAAAAUGGAGAUUGCCACCAAAGAACCACUGAACCCGAUCAAGCAGGACGUGAAAAAAGGGAAACUUCGAUAUGUCGCCAACGUCUUUCCCCACAAGGGUUAUAUUUGGAACUAUGGUGCUCUCCCGCAGACUUGGGAAGAUCCGUGCCACACAGACAAGGACACUAAGUGUUGUGGUGACAACGACCCCAUCGACGUCUGUGAUAUCGGCACGAAGGUGUGCUCUGCAGGACAGGUGAUCCAGGUGAAAGUCCUGGGAGUAGUGGCCUUGAUCGACGAGGGUGAGACAGACUGGAAAGUAAUCGCCAUUAACAUGGAGGACCCGGAUGCCUCCAUGCUAAACAGUAUCGAGGAUGUCCAGAAGAGCCGACCCGGACAUUUAGAAGCCACGGUCCAGUGGUUUAAGAAGUACAAGGUUCCGGACGGGAAGCCGGAGAACCGGUUUGCCUUCAGUGGUCAAAUCAGGGACAAGGAUUUUGCCAUUGAAGUUAUAAAGUCCACUCACAAGUACUGGAAGGCACUGGUACAGAAACAGACAGAUGGAGGGGAAAUAAACUGCACAAACCUGUCCGUGUGCGAGAGCCCCUUCAGGUGUACGGAGAGCGAAGCCGGCGACGUGGUGACCUCGGCUCCAGCGUGUGGAGAACCUGCUCCUAUCCCAAGCGAAGUGGACAAAUGGCACUUUCUGUCAAAGUGACCUCCAAGCCUUGUUGAAAGCUAAAGGCUGUUUAUGGGAAUUCAUCCCUCUUGGAGCAUUGAAAUACUCUUGUUCUGAAGAACCAAACUGAUUUGUUAUGCUUUUAUGUUUAGUUUUGUAAAGAAGAAAUACCUUUUUGUAUGGGAAUUGUUUCAGACGGAAAGCUUAACAUUGCUUUAUUCUAGCCGCCGACGGGGCAGGUUAGGUUUUCCUUAAUUGCCUCGAGUCCAUUAUAGUGGUUAUUUUAAAUGUUUUUUUGUCAUCACUUGUGGGAGAGGCAGGUUUAGUGGCGAUCAGAAAUGAUUUGCUUUCUUGCAGAUUAAAUUUUCCCAGGGAGUUUGGGAAAUGUGUUUAACUGAACCCGACUGAAUGGCUUUAAGCACCAUAGAGAGAAUACAAAAAUGAACUUUUUGGUUUCCUGAUAUGCACACUCCACCGACUGGGAUUAAGGUCUUAUUUGUAAUUUUGAUUAAUGUAAUACAUAUUCCUUAAAGGGAUUAUCUGUAUUUCUGAUGCUUUUGAAUGACCUUUACAUGCGAACAUGUUCAGUGGAAAUGGAUACUCAGAAUGUUUCUUUGCCUUCGAAAACCAAAAUGUUCCUUUGCUAAAAAGCAUAUUUUUCAUUUUUGUAAUUUAUCCAGUAUUAGCAUUUCCCCUUAAUUUUCCAAAUAAAUGGACCUGGGACAAGUAAUUGUCAACAGCGCUUCAUAUCUGGAA